Messenger RNA from Populus trichocarpa (black cottonwood), 1582 nucleotides. RefSeq names its product protein SRG1. Lineage: Eukaryota; Viridiplantae; Streptophyta; Magnoliopsida; Malpighiales; Salicaceae. The transcript has 4 exons. The coding region runs from base 217 to 1305 and encodes 362 amino acids. The record is from RefSeq and is a predicted model, not a curated record.
AAUAGCACCUUAUGGUCCAAUUAAAACCUUCUGAAAUCCUAUUGUCCAAAACCGCGGGCGAGAAACGUGUUCGUGUUCUUCUUUUUCCUCUCUCUCUAGGCAGGGCACAUCAACUUGUGCUUCUAUAACUAUAUAUUAAGGACGGGACGGACGGGCUGCAUUCUUAUAUAUCUAGGCAACAAGCGAAGGGAACAAAUUGCAGAGAGAUCAGGAGCCAUGGAACCAGCAACACUUGGGAAGUCUCUCUUGGUGCCCUGCGUUCAGGAGCUGGCAAAGGAGUCACCGGCCACUGUCCCAACAAGAUACUUGCGUCUUGAUCAAGACCCUCCAAUAAUAAACAACAAUGAGGUGGCUUCCUUGCCCCAAAUCCCAGUAAUUGACAUGCGAAGAUUAGUUUCUGAAGAACAAAUGGAUUUAGAGCUGGAUAAAAUGGACCGUGCAUGCAAGGAAUGGGGUUUCUUCCAGCUGAUAAAUCAUGGAGUGGAUGAUUCAUUGGUUAACAAAGUGAAGGAAGGGAUUCAAGAGCUGUUCAACCUACCAAUGGAGGAGAAGAGCAAGUAUUGGCAAAGACCAGAAGAAAUGGAGGGAUUUGGACAAGCUUUUGUUGUGUCUGAGGAGCAGAAGCUUGAUUGGGGAGAUAUUUUCUACAUGAUCACUCUUCCAAAGCAUGCGAGGAAACCCCAUUUAUUCCCCAUGCUUCCUCAACCACUCAGAGAUACUUUGGAAGCAUACUCGGCGGAAUUAAAAAAUCUUGCCAUGAAAAUCCUCUAUCUCAUGGCUAAAGCUCUAAGAAUGAAACCUGACGAGAUAAAAGACAUGUUCGAAGAAGGAUCUCAGAUGAUGAGGAUGAACUAUUACCCACCAUGCCCACAACCAGAGCUUGUCAUGGGCCUGAACUCUCACUCUGAUGCUAUUGGCCUCACAAUCCUCCUCCAAGUCAGUGAGGUGGAAGGGUUACAGAUAAGGAAAUCUGGGAAGUGGAUUCCUGUUCAACCACUUCCCAAUGCGUUCGUGAUCAACAUUGGAGACAUGUUGGAGAUUGUGACUAAUGGGAUUUACCGUAGCACUGAGCAUCGAGCAACUGUUAACUCAGAGAAAGAGCGAAUUUCUGUGGCCACCUUUUACAGCCUCAAUCUGGAUGGAGAACUGGGUCCUGCGCCAAGCCUUGUUACUCCAGAGACUCCAGCAGCAUAUAGGAGAAUGAUAGUGGCGGAUUUCCUGAAAGGAUUUUUAUCACGUAAACUCGUUGGAAAAUCAUAUGUUGAUGUCAUGAGGAUUCAAAAUGGAGGUGACAAAGACAAUUGAUCUCUUCCCACUUCACCUUGUCCAAUUUCAAGAAACCAGAUGAUUGAAUAAGUUGAGUCUAUCUCCAUGUCUAAUGUGAUGCGCAUACUGAUAUAAUUGCGCACUACUUCUGAUACAGUGAACGGCAAACGCCGCCUAUUAUUACUAGACCAAAAGUUUGAAACAACCUCCGUAAUUUAUUCCACUUGUCACUGGAGUUGACAGCAGGGGAAGACAAUGGCUUGAAUUUUGUAAGACAUUUCUCGCUCUGUUGUAGAUGCAUCUGCAUUUCAUUCAA